AUGGCCGGAAGAGAGGUGGGAUAUGAGAAUGAGGACUUGAAAUCGGGCUCUAAGAAGAUGAUAAGACCUCGGAUGAAAAGCUGGAAUGACAUUCCCUUAGAAAUUUUGCUUAUAAUUGUCUCUAUGUUGGAUGAUCCAUCGGUGUUUGUUGCUUUAUGCGUGUGUAGUGGAUGGAGGAAUGGGAUCUUUAAGGCACUUACCCAUCUCAAUCUAUCAUGGUGCAACAACCAUAUGAAUUCGCUGGUUAUAUCGCUUAUUCCAAAGUUUCAAAAUAUUAAGAGUUUAGUUCUGAAGCAGGUUAAACCACAACUUAUUGACAAUGCAGUUAUGGUUGUAGCCAAGUUCUGUCCUAAGUUAACUGAUCUCGACUUAACCAAUAGUUUAGAUCUUUCUAAACACUCUAUAAUUGCCUUGGCAAGUGGUUGCCCAAAUCUUAUUAACCUUAACCUGAGUGAUUGUUCAACCAUAGAAGAUGACAUAUGUUUGAUGUAUCUAGCUUCAUCUUGCACAAAAUUAUACUCCUUAAAUCUAUCCAAUUGUAACAAUUUUGUUACUGAUAACUCCCUUAUGAUUAUUGCUGGUUUCUGCAAUGAGCUGCAAAUCUUGAAUGUAUCCGGAUGCACAAUGGUUAGCGAUGAAGGGGUCACCAGUUUAGCCAAUGGAUGUUCUGAAAUGAGAGCUCUUACUUUAGACGGGUGUCUCUUAGUCACAGAUGUUAGUGUUCUUGCUCUAUCAGAAAAAUGUCCUCAUUUGAACUUUCUUGAACAUAGUGACUGUAAGAAAAUAACAAUCAAAUCGAGUAAUGCACUUGCUAAAAUUUUCAUGAACAAAAUAACCGAAAUCUUGAAGCCUAUGAAGAAGUACCUACAAGAAAUAGAGGAAGAAGAGAAGAUAUAA
This is a messenger RNA of Impatiens glandulifera, 897 nucleotides long. Its product is annotated as F-box protein SKP2A-like. The transcript is spliced from 3 exons. The record is from RefSeq and is a predicted model, not a curated record. Gene Ontology annotation, molecular function: protein binding. Gene Ontology annotation, cellular component: SCF ubiquitin ligase complex. Gene Ontology annotation, biological process: SCF-dependent proteasomal ubiquitin-dependent protein catabolic process. Bases 1 to 897 code for a protein of 298 amino acids. Lineage: Eukaryota; Viridiplantae; Streptophyta; Magnoliopsida; Ericales; Balsaminaceae.